Molecule: messenger RNA, 1584 nt
Organism: Penicillium verhagenii
Lineage: Eukaryota; Fungi; Ascomycota; Eurotiomycetes; Eurotiales; Aspergillaceae
Exons: 4
Coding region: 1-1584 (527 amino acids)
Source: RefSeq, a predicted model, not a curated record
AUGGUUUACAACACCAAGCCCAGUGCUUCAACUGGGGCUAUGAAACGGUCCGCUUCAUCUUUAAAUGAAGGCCCUCCGGGUUGGGAUGUGGCUCCUCCUAUGAUGGCCCAAUCUCGGUCCACUUUCCGCCUGCCUUAUGCCCAUUAUGCUAUGAUUUACGUCGACAGCGAAGGCAAGCUCAAGUGUGACGAGUCUGCCUCUAUUCAAGAACGAAACUCAACUCUUUUCACUUCUGAAGUUCGCCAAAACUUCCUCGAAAUUGUUGGUGAGAGAGCCGGCAUCCAGCCUUCUGCCCGCCGUACUCUGGAGGCAUCGCCUCGCCGAGUUCGUCGCCGUCGCGGAGAUGCGCCUGGUACCUCAGUCACUGAUUCUCGCUACGAUGAUGCUUCCGAUAAUGAUGACUACGCUUCUAAUGGAUCCACUGAUAAGGUUCCUAUCCGCAUCGGAGAUAUUCAAAAGGUCAUGGCCUAUUACGAGGGUGCCUUCAAGCACUUCCAACAACUCAACUGCCGCAUGGUCGCCAAGGCAUUCAUUAAGUACAUUGAGCCUCGCAAGCAAGUGAGACAUCCUUACAACGGAGGAAAGCCCUCGGCAGGAGCUCCUCCUGGCUCUACAGGUGACCCAGAAAAGACUAAGCCUGAGUGGUGGCCCCCGGGUGUUAUGCACAAGGAGCCCGAUCACCUUCGCAAAGAGUACCGCAUUGAGCUGCUCAUCCACAUCAUUCGCAAGCUCAGCAGCUUUGGAAUCACGGCCGAUAAGCUUAAGGAAGUCGCUAGCGACACCAAGCGAAGCCUGAAGCACCCUUCCCACAUUGAGAUCAUUAAUGAGAUCCUGCGAUUAAGAAAGAUGGAAGAGCGAUUCGAGCGUGGUGAAGUUGAUGCCAAUAUGGUUGUCUUUGUUCAAAACCGAGGACCCAGCCCCAAGGGCGACUGUGACGAGGAAGAAGACACAAACGAGCCUAGAAGGUCAUCACUAGAAGCUCCCGACCUGAUUGAAGACGUCCUGACACCCACAUCAUCUGUCGAGCAACUCGGCCCAAUGACCACCCCCAUCGACUCCCUUUCCCUCGCAAGUCGCACAUUACCCAGCAGCUACCCAAUGGCCCCCGACAUGAGCUUUGAUGGCGCUCGACAAGACCGACCCUUCUACAAUACCCCACCUCAAUACGCAGAGUCCUUUUCCCAGACAAUGCUCAGCACCCCCGUCACCGUCACCGCAGAGAUGAUCAGCCCCCACGACGUUUCCGUCUACGACUACUCCCAGCUCCCCUUCUCCACAUCCAGUCCGGAGCAGCAGCGCAACUCAGCUUCAGGUCACUACGCUGAUCCCUGGGGCCCACCCACAUUCCGCCAGAACGUCUUCAACCCUGUUGACUACGGUGCCCCGCCACACAGCCAGCCCGUGGGCGCAUACCACACACCCAUGGCCUCGCCAGCUCACAUCACAGAAAUGUCGCACCCACAAAAUCCCCACCACUACACCCAUUCCCCAAUGGACCCCAUGGCACAAAGGGCUUUGCCUUUCCGCACUGGAUCGCUAGGACACCCCAACCACCAUGGGCUGCCAUUGUCCCACCCUGCCUAG